Molecule: messenger RNA, 807 nt
Organism: Adineta ricciae
Lineage: Eukaryota; Metazoa; Rotifera; Eurotatoria; Adinetida; Adinetidae
Source: the annotation of a GenBank genome assembly
AUGCGAUUAGUAAUUUUGAAAGAUUAUGCCGAAGUGGCAGAAUGGGGUGCACGGUAUAUAAAAAAGAGAAUUCAUGAUUUCAAUCCAGGUCCCGGACGACUUUUUGUGCUUGGUCUUCCAACGGUUGAAUUUGUCAAAGCAAAAGAAUUAUCAUUUAAAUACGUCGUGACUUUCAAUAUGGAUGAAUACGUUGGAUUACCACAAAAUCAUCCGGAAAGUUACCAUUCGUUUAUGUGGAAUCUACUUUUUAAGCAUAUUGAUAUCGAUCCGAACAAUGUGCAUAUACUCAACGGCAAUGCACCUGAUCUUAAUCUCGAAUGUGCACAGUAUGAACAAGCAAUUCGAGAUGCUGGCGGAAUUGAAUUGUUUGUGGGAGGAAUCGGCCCUGAUGGACAUAUUGCUUUCAAUGAGCCCGGUUCCAGUUUAACAUCUCGAACCCGUGUGAAAACACUUGCUCAAGAUACGAUUGCUGCUAAUGCACGUUUUUUCAAUAAUGAUAUCAAUCAAGUACCGAAAUCUGCAUUGACUGUUGGUGUUGGAACAGUCAUGGAUGCACGAGAGGUCAUGAUUCUGAUCUCCGGUCAAUCGAAAGCUCAUGCUCUUUAUAUGGCUAUCGAAGCAGGUGUGAACCACAUGUGCACAGUAUCUGCAUUUCAAAACCAUCAGAGAUUUCUCUGUGUCUGUGAUGACGAUGCCACGAUGGAGUUAAAGGUGAAAACAGUUCGAUAUUUCAAAGGUUUGAUGCCUGUACAUAAUCAACUAGUUGAAGAAAACGGUCAUCCAUCGUUGCUUCAUACCGAAAAUUAG